This is a messenger RNA of Numida meleagris (helmeted guineafowl), 2476 nucleotides long. It is a transcript of the gene LYRM1, whose product is annotated as LYR motif containing 1. The transcript is spliced from 5 exons. Gene Ontology annotation, cellular component: mitochondrion. Bases 223 to 591 code for a protein of 122 amino acids. Lineage: Eukaryota; Metazoa; Chordata; Aves; Galliformes; Numididae. The record is from RefSeq and is a predicted model, not a curated record.
GCCGCACGCACGGUGAGGACAGGGGCUGCCGCCGCCGCCGCCGCCGCCUCCCGCGUCCACUGCAGCGGGGGAGUGGGAAACCGAGCAAAGCCGCCGCUCGAGGGCGGAAAGCGGGGUCUGGAGGAGCUUCUGCCCGAAGAAUUGGAUCUGAAGAGUGAAUAAAAUGAAGCAGUUGUUCCAAAGUGUUUGACGAGCUGGGACUGCCUAUCUGUUCUAUUGCAGAUGACAGCAGUCACGCGACAAGAAGUGCUGGGCCUUUACCGCAGCAUAUUCCGGAUAGCCAAGAAAUGGCAGUCGGCAUCGGGACAGGCAGAAGAAACUAUUGCAGAGAGGGAGUACAUCAUAAAAGAAGCCAAAACAUUGUUCCGAAAAAACAAAGAUGUGACGGAUCCGAAGCUGAUUAAGCAGUGCAUAGAAGAGUGUGAGGCAAGAAUAGAAAUCGGACUUCACUACAACAUCCCCUACCCAAGACCUAUCCAUCUGCCUCCCAUGGGUCUUGCCCAGAAACAAGGCCGUAUGUUUCGACACCAGGAAAAGCUGAGGAAGAUUUCUAAGCCAAUAUACCUGAAAUCCCAUGAUGAAAUUUCAUAACCUGUCAUUCCAGCUGUGAUGCAGUGGGAUUGUAGUGCAGGUGGUUUGUGUGCACAGCUGUGAAUGAAACUGUUCUGGUCACUUGCUCCCACGUCCCCUGAGGCCUCACCAGAAAGCCAUGGAUGUGAUGCACACGAUGGCCAGGGCUGGGCUGGUAUUUGCUACAGUUCUGCCACCAACUCAUCAAUACAAGUGGCACUUGGCAAGGAGUGAGGUGUGAUACUUUGAUAUCAGGACAAAUUGCAACAGUUUUUCAAAUCGCCUUAAUCCAUAGCAGAGUUCUUUGGUGGUUUGAGGAUUACAUAUGCUCAGUUAUGAUCCAGGGCAAGGGUCAGCAAAAAGAAACAUGCUGGUUUCAUAGUACCUUUAUGGUGCUACAUAUUUUUUAGAGGGACAGUAGCAAAGGGACAACAGAAAUGCCACUGUUCAUUUUUUCUUUUUUUUUGCAAACUGCUCAGCAAUAGCCCAGAGCCUCUGUGUCAGCUCCUUUCUCCAAUUCUUUGGAGAGGAGGUUUAUGUGAAAUUCCAUGUUUGGAAUUCUGUUAUGGAACGAAGAGCAAAACGCUUUGGCGUUGGGUUCCUCACAUUCUCCUGUAAAAACUGACCGAAGACUUUCCCCUCAGGGGUAUCUCCACUGAUGAAGCUUAAGGUAGUUGUGGAAUCUGCAUUUUCACACGGUGAGCCUUCCAACAAAAUGAGCACCUCGGCCUUCUCAGCAGUUACUGCAGCGUUAGGUUUUAACUCAUACAUUAUGGACAGAAUCACAGCUUUAACUGUAAAAGAAACUCUCUCUCCAGUCUCCUAAAUGCAGGGAAUAUUUCCGUUUCCCAAGUGUCCUGUGAAUGGAAGUGCGAUGACAGCUCUUUUCCCCUGGCCCCAAUUGCUUUGGCUCCGUUGGAGCCCUCUGCUUCCCAGAUCUCUGCAGGCAAGUUGGCAAAGCCUUCCGUCCUUCAGGCUGGGAGUAGUGAUGAGGCCAAGUAGCCAGCAAGAGCCACGCUGUGCUGGGAGACAACAUGAGCACAGCCCAGGGCUGCUUUAAGGACAAAAGGCACAAGCUACGGCUGCUCCAGACAGAAGUUAGUGGUGGCAACAAAGAACAUUUGAACAAUGCAAUGUGUAUUAUUUUCUAUUAAUGUGGGCAAAACUCAAUGAAAUCUCAUUUUCUGAGCUCUCCAACUCAUCCUGAACUCUCCAAGUCCUAACAGAAAGAAGAUGACAAAGAGAUAUUCUUGUCUUAAAAAUAGGUUUAAACUGAUGACAUACGGAACAGAAUGAUGGUUCCCCCCCAAGAAUGUACUUAGAAAAAAAAUCAUUUCAGAGAAGUGAGAAGGUACAAGGAAACAAUGAGGAGAGCUGGUCAGUGUGAUGAGCACUGCCCAGCCCAACUUCUGACUGCCCUUAAUGGCUCCAGUACACAAAAGUGUCUCUUCCCAGAUCAUUAUUUCCUGGGAAUGCCUCAUGGGAGAAGAACCCUGCUUCAAACAUGUAGAAGCAUUGUUCUUUGUGUCCAUGGGGACUCUGCCGAUUCCUGCUGCCAGGAAAACACAAAACAAAACUCCCUUAGUCUUGAAAGUGGGGAAUGAUGGAAGUCAGAGACAGUAAGAAAUAACAUGAGUAUUCUUCAUCCUUCAGAAGCACUAUUCUCCUGUCCUUAGUUCUGAUAAACCAGUGUAGAGAGAUGUCAGCUGAGCAAACCAAAAUCACAGAAUCAUAGAAUCGCCAAGGCUGCAAAUGGUGUAGAGAGAAGGAUUUUGAAUGGAAGCUGAGGCUCAUUCUUCGUUGUGAAACUAUGGUGUGAAUGUCUUUAAUUUUAACAAUUCGUAUGGCUAAUGAAGGUCCUGAUGCUGUGACUUACCAGGCAAAUAAAUGGUCAUGUAAACAAGCA